Messenger RNA from Calliphora vicina (urban bluebottle blowfly), 5815 nucleotides. RefSeq names its product Sp1-like factor for pairing sensitive-silencing (gene Spps). The coding region runs from base 429 to 4265 and encodes 1278 amino acids. The record is from RefSeq and is a predicted model, not a curated record. The transcript is spliced from 2 exons. Gene Ontology annotation, biological process: regulation of transcription by RNA polymerase II. Lineage: Eukaryota; Metazoa; Arthropoda; Insecta; Diptera; Calliphoridae. Gene Ontology annotation, molecular function: RNA polymerase II cis-regulatory region sequence-specific DNA binding; DNA-binding transcription factor activity, RNA polymerase II-specific.
CAUUAAAAAAAGAUGGCCGCAUUUUGUAGUAAAACGAAUGAAAUUUUCAUUCAUUAAUUAAAUAUAAACAAAAGUGAUAAAAAUGUUUAAUUUUUUUAUAAAACUAAUUAAGAAUAUUUAAAUUUAGCGAAAGUUAUAAAAUUUAGCCAAUUAUUAAGAGAUAAAUAGGAAAUAUUUGCUAUAUAAAAUCGGUGUCUGCGUUUUCACUGAAGAAUGGGAAUGAACAAUAAUUGAGUGUGUGGUAUAAUUGUAAGAAAACGAAGAAGAAAAAGUGGAAUAUCGAAAAGUGUGUGAAGUGGAGAGAAAGGGAGCAAAUAAAUGACUAUAAACAAAAACGAAAAAUAAAAAAUCUAAAAAAAAAAUGUUAUAGAAAAAUAGUUUCAUUUAAUACCAGUUGAAUUUUAGAAAAAGCAGUAAAAUAAAGAAAAAUGUUACAGUAUAAAAAUACUACGCAAACAAAUGCGGCCUCUGCUGCAACCACGCCUACGCAGACACAGCAAGUACAGCAACAGACAACGCAAAAUGCCCCCGGUCAGCAGGUUCAAAAUCAGGUUGCACAACCUGCCCAGGUUAAAGCAACUUUUGUCAAUGCCCAGGGCCAACCACAAAUGGCAGGUACCACACUGCCAAACAAUCAAAUACCGCUCUCACAGAUUAUAAAUUUGCAACAAUUACCGCAGCAGUUUAUACAGGCGGCGCCGCAGCAAGGAGCUCCCCAACAAGCCCAGGGUUUGCCACAAAACAUGUUUCAAAUUGUACAACCCAUGCAGACGGUAAAUAUUGAUGGUCAAGAGGCCAUCUUUAUACCGAAUCUGAAUUCUCAACUUUCUGCCGGCCAACCAAUGAAUCUUAAUGGACAGCAGGUGUUUCUAACACCAAAUGGACAAAUUGUGAGGGCACCUCAGGCAUCUUCACAGCCUCAGACUGUACAAUUGCAACCAGGCACUCAGUUUAUACAGGGCCUAGGGCAGACUAUACAAAUACCCGCUGGUUUGGGAGGCGGCGGUCUACAGGAACAAACACUGUUUACAAUACCUGGUACAAAUAUACAAAUACCAGUGACCACAAUACAUAAUCCCCAGACCACACAGCAAUUGCAACAACAUCAAUUGCAGCAGCUAUUGCAACAGCAACAACAGCAGCAGCAACAACAGAAUCAGGCUCACGCUCAGGCACAAGCUCAUGCCCAGGUUCAGGCUCAACAACAAGCACAACAGCAGGCUCAGCAACAGGCGCAACAGCAAGCCCAACAGCAGCAGCAACAACAGCAAGCCAACACAAAUGCCAAUAAUGGAAAUUCCAAUCAAAGUCAACCAUCAACAAAUGCUUCAGCAACCUCCAAUAACUCAACGAAUUCCUCUCAAACCACUACCACCACCACAACUCUACCCAGCACCAUAACAAUACCCGGUACCAAUAUACAAAUACCCACCUCUGUGGCGGCCGCAAACGGACUGCUCGGCAACAUCCAGCAAUUUUUGGCGGGCAAUGCAAAUGCCUCGAUUAAACUGGAAAACGGUCAGACUUUGCAAAACAUACAAAUACGUCAGGCAAAUCCGGCUGGUUCUUCCACACAAACACAACUGCCGCAAAUUGUGCAAUUUCCGCAUGCUUUGCAACAGCAAACGACGGCCGCACAACAACAGCCCACACUGCAACAAACCACCGUGGCGGUUCAAGUCCCCAUACAGACAGGAGUGGGUGGCCAAACAAUUUAUCAAACGGUUCAUGUGCCCAUACAACAACUGGCCUCAACAGCUGGUGGUAUUCCCACUGCGAAUCUCUUACCCACAGCCCAGCCAAUGCAAAUGCCCCAAAUUAUACCCCAGUUUACGCAAAUCGCCCAGAUUGUCACGCCUAAUGGUCAAAUACAACAAGUGCAGUUGGCUCCGCUGAAUGCAUUGACUUCGUAUCAGCAAUUGCCCACCAAUGCCAAUAUUAUUCACAUACAGAAUGCCGCUCAACAACAGCAAGUUCAGGCGGCAGUACAGCAACAGCAGCAGCAACAAGUUCAACAGCAGCAGCAACAACAGCAAGUAGUGGCCGCUCAACAGCAAGCUGCAGUUGUGGCUCAGCAGCAAGUGCAACAACAACAGCAACAACAACAACAACAGCAGCAAUUACAACAAUUGCAGCAGCAACAACAGAUUAUAAAUGCCAUAAACGCCGCCAACGAAUCGGGUGCUCAAAUACCCACCAACCAGCCGAUUACCAUCACAAACGCCCAGGGCCAGCAGGUGACUGUUAUACCAGCUCAACAUUUGCAACAAUUACAAAGACCUGCAACACAAAAUACCGCACCGACGGCACAGCAACAGUCUGCGCAACCCUCAGCUAACCUGAUACAGUUGCAACAAAUACCUGGUCUACAAGCUCUGCCCAUACAAAACAUACCCGGUAUUGGUCAAGUGCAAAUAAUACAGGCUCAACAAUUGCCACCCAAUAUGCAGCCACAAAAUAUACAACAGCUUUUAGCGGCGGCGGCACCCACAGCCCAGCAACAUCAUGCAACAGCACCACAACAACAGCCGCAACAACCCCAACAGCAACCUCAAUCUACCACCCAACCCCAGCAACAAUCUAUGAAUCCACCUACACAAUCUGCUCAAACAAGUUCCACCACUACCCCUAAUGCCACCAACACCGCCAACACCCUACAGUUACAGCAGGCCCCCAACACCAACAAUAAUAAUUCUUCCACGGUUUCACAAACAACUCCCUCCACUACACCUCAGUCACCUAGCAGCAGCACCGGCUUACAACAGCCCAAACAGGAGCCUCAAUCGCCCACUCAAAUUGGCCAGACUUUAAUAACGAACAUUAAGCAAGAACCACCAGAUAGUUCUCCGGUUUCAGCAAUGAAUAGUUUACCCAAUGGCGUGCCACCUGGUACUACACAAAUAAAAUGGUUAAUGCCACAGGCUACAACUGUAACGCAGGUACAGCAGCAACAAGCCCAAUUGCAACAAAUUCAGCAGCAAAUCCAACAAGCCCAGCAGCAACAGCAACAACAACAGCAGCAGCAACAAGUUGUUUCAACCAUCGACAGCAUGGCAAUACCAGUGACCAUACCAGCAUCUUUACAAAUCACAGCCAUCCCACAGGCACAGCAACAUCAACAACAUACACUGCAGCAGCAGCAGCAGCAACAACCACAACAACCAAGUCAGUUUGUAUUACAACAUCAACCAACACGUAAUGCUUUAAUAAAACCUCAUACAUCACCACAAAUUCUAACAGCUGCCGGAAAUACAGCGACCACCGUAACGAAUGCAACAGGAGCAACACAAAUAACAAUUGCUACAACAACUGCCAAUAGUAGUAACAACAACAAUAGUGGUCAAACGCAGCAGCAACAACAACAGCAAAACUCGGCUUCUAAUCAACAACAACAACAGUCCAGUUUGCAACAUCAACAGCAGCAGCAAAACAAUACUCUCCCACCACCCCCCUCACAAACCUCCGUCAAUGUCAACAUCAAUUUAAAUGAUCCCGGCAAUUUGGGCAUUAAGCCACGUUUAAAGCGUGUCGCCUGCACUUGUCCCAACUGUGUAGAGGGUGAAAAUAAAUCGGAUCGCAAAAAACAACACAUCUGCCAUAUACCAGGCUGUAAUAAAGUCUAUGGUAAAACCUCUCAUCUAAGAGCUCAUCUGCGAUGGCAUACUGGCGAACGACCUUUUGUCUGCUCAUGGCUGUUUUGUGGCAAACGUUUCACCAGAUCCGAUGAAUUACAAAGACAUCGAAGAACGCAUACAGGCGAAAAACGCUUCCAAUGUCCCGAAUGCAAUAAGAAAUUUAUGCGCAGCGAUCAUUUGUCAAAACACAUUAGAACUCAUUACAAAACCAGAUCUCCCAUGGAACUUAUGGAGUUGCAAAAUAUUGCCAUUAAACAGGAGAAAGUCGACGGCGGUGGAGAUAUGAAUGCAAUGCAAGGCAUGUCCGAAAACAUUGUGAAUAUUAAUUUACCAAACCGGCAAGAUGGUAACCAACAACAGGGUACAACAGUUGCUGGUUCAACUAUUGUUUCGAAUAGCUUAAAUAACUCCCUCACAUCAGAUGGUGGUGGCUCCGCCGGCCCAGGUGGUUUAAAUAAUUCUGGCUGUGUUGGAGGCAUAAUGCAGAAUGUCGAUCAUGCCAGUAGUUAUGAGCACGAUGAUGACUGUGAUGAUGAGGACGAUGACGAAAUGGACGACGAGGAAGAUAGUGGUGAUGAUGAGGAAAAAAUGACCAUUUCGAUUAAUGAAUUUGCGGAAAAUUCUAACUAGCAGGACAUUGACAUGCUAAUAGAACAAUAUAUGUUUGAUGAUUUUUGAAAUGCGAUAAUAACAAAUGAUGUGAUCUAAGAGAUUUGAGCUGAGAUUAAUAUAAUCGAAGUUGUAGGCAAUUGACGACAGAAGUUUUAAGAAGUUUUAAACUAGAUAACAUGAUGUUUUCUCUAAAACAUAUACGAAUUUCUUCCAUUUCCAUAAAAACGUGAUAUUGAAUUGUGUGUUUGAAAGAGAUAAAAAGCUAUGAUAUUUUUAUAGCUAGCAAGGCAGACAUUGAGUUACAAAAAGCGCGGGUGCGUUCGUAAUUGCACAAAUUUGUGCAUCAAAAAUUCUGUGAUCUUAAAAAUUUAGCAUUUCAGUGAUAACAAAUAUGCUUUUUUUCACAGUGAUGCUCUAUUAUUGCUGAAUUUAAAAUCAUAACCAAAAUGCUUUUUAUGAGAGACUCAAUGUGAAUUGUUUUUAUAGAAAAUUUUUAACUAAAUUGAGUUCCUUCCUUUUAAAGGAGAACUGGAACUAGCGAGAGAUAUUUUGGAAUAACUAGAACUAGCAAGAAUUAUUGGAGAACUAGAGCUUAAAGGAGUUGUUUAACAUGAGUUGUAGAUAGGAGAAUAGAAAAAUUUGAUUUAGGGAUAAUUAUUUCUGUUGGUACUCUCGCUAGAAAUAUUUCUUUAGAAGAACAUAUUGUAAAAAAAGUUGAGAUAUUUCAAUUAUCUAAAUUUGUUCAUACUUUGUGCCAGCUUCUGCCGCAGUAAAUAUUGUAUAUAAAAUAGGAAUGAUAUUUUGUAAGAUUUAAAAAAUUAAAUUUCGAUCAUUUUUAAAUAACUAAGUAUUUAAAACAAUAUAAAGUAUUUUGUAAUUUAUUAAAUUAAGAAUUAAUAUCAAACAAAUUUUAAGAUACAAAUACAUUAAAAAAAUAUAGACAAAAAAAAAAGAAAAUGUUAAAAACACUUAAAAAAAUAUUUUUAAACAACUUCUGCAAAAACCCCUAGACCUAACAAUUUUUUCCAUUAACAAUCUCUAGCUUAUAUUUUAAACAAAAUCUCUCUUCAAGAAAAAGUAUUUCAAAUAGAAAAGUUUCUUAUUUGAUUUAAAACAAAAUACAGUUGUAUGUAAAAAGACUAUUAUUUAAAUAAACAAGAAAAAGUACUUAAGUACUUUAAAGGUAUUAAAAUGUAAAAAUAUUAAGAAACUAAAACAAUUUAUAUAAGAAAAUAUCAACAAAUGCUAAACAGAAGGAACAAUAGCACCCAAACGGGAACAUUGUUUAGAAAUUCAUAAAUUUUACAUAUUUACAUAUUUUAUGUUUUAUAUUUUAGAAUGUCGUAUGAUAUCUUGGAGAAAUGUGAUACCCAGGACUAAUUCCUUAAAAAAAAAGAUAUACUACUUAUUUAUAUGUAAUAAUAUCAAAAUUUAAACAAAACAAAAAAUGUCUGUCAUUAUUUAUAAAUGUAAAUAAUUUAUGUGUCUCUAAAUGUAUAUAGAUUAUAUAUACAUACGUUAAUAUCUAAUAUAGUAGAGUUUCGAUAACAUUUGCUGUUUGAAAAAAA